CGGACGGAGGCCCCCCCCCCCCCCAACCCGCUCCGCGGGGCGCGCCGAGGUUUCCUUUUCCUUGUAAAAGCUCCUCGUUGAAGCUGUGUAUUUGCUAUUCACCCUUAAGCCACCGUAAGUCUAACUGACUUGCUAGUUUCAGAACCAUGGCAACAGAAGAGAAAAAGCCAGAGACAGAAGCCACCAAAACACAGUCAACACCUUCCUCAUCAACCAAUCAGACUAAGCCUGCACCUGUAAAACCAAAUUAUGCUCUCAAAUUCACCCUAGCAGGACACACUAAAGCCGUAUCUUCAGUAAAAUUCAGCCCUAAUGGAGAAUGGUUAGCAAGUUCUUCGGCGGAUAAGCUAAUUAAAAUUUGGGGAGCAUAUGAUGGAAAAUUUGAGAAAACAAUAUCUGGUCACAAACUGGGAAUAUCAGAUGUUGCUUGGUCAUCAGAUUCCAAUCUCCUUGUUUCUGCCUCAGAUGAUAAAACGCUCAAAAUAUGGGAUGUCAGCUCGGGAAAGUGUUUAAAAACACUGAAGGGACACAGCAAUUACGUCUUCUGCUGUAAUUUCAACCCUCAGUCCAACCUCAUCGUUUCGGGAUCCUUUGAUGAGAGUGUGAGGAUAUGGGAUGUGAAAACAGGGAAGUGCCUCAAGACAUUGCCUGCUCAUUCUGACCCGGUUUCAGCUGUGCAUUUUAAUCGUGAUGGGUCCUUGAUAGUAUCCAGUAGUUACGAUGGUCUCUGUCGAAUCUGGGAUACAGCAUCAGGUCAAUGCUUAAAAACGCUUAUUGAUGAUGAUAACCCUCCUGUGUCUUUUGUGAAAUUUUCUCCAAAUGGUAAAUAUAUUCUAGCUGCAACUUUGGACAACACUCUUAAACUAUGGGACUACAGCAAAGGGAAGUGCCUGAAGACGUACACUGGUCAUAAGAAUGAAAAAUACUGCAUAUUUGCUAACUUUUCAGUUACUGGUGGAAAGUGGAUCGUGUCUGGUUCAGAAGAUAACCUGGUUUACAUUUGGAAUCUUCAAACAAAAGAGAUUGUACAGAAAUUACAAGGGCACACAGAUGUUGUGAUCUCAACAGCUUGCCAUCCUACAGAAAACAUCAUUGCGUCAGCUGCACUAGAAAAUGACAAAACAAUUAAACUGUGGAAGAGUGACUGUUAACCCUGUCUGUUCCUGUGGGGGAAAAUAUUCCUAAAAUAUUGAUAACCAUUGAAUUAAUAAAAUACUUUUUAAAUUUAAUCUUUUUAAUUAUUUUCUAUCAAGUUUUGGGUUAUUUCUCUGAGAAUACUUGGGUCAUUAAUACAGUGGUAUUCGUGAGAAAUCGUGUUUGUACAGUUUGUACAAAUGUACAAAAUUUUAUUUUAACUUUGCAUUGCUUUCCCUGUGUGCUACUGCAAACAAAGCAAUGCCAGAAGUCAUGCAGAAUGGUUUCUCUGGGGGUUUUGGCAGACUGUAUAUAUGUGCGAAUAUGGUUCAGAUAUGCAAACCAAACCUUGGCCCAGAUUCUCAAAUGAAACAGCUAAUUUGAGAAAAGAGGCACUUAUGCAUGCACGAAACUUUGUUAUAUGCAGUUGGAUUUACUUACACUCGUAAUUGAUAUACUUCGCAUUUCUUUGUUUCGAUGAAGAAAAAAAAACCAGAAAGCACUAUUUGUGCUGCCAUAAAAAUCCUGUCCAACAUUAGCUCUGCCAAACUCCAAAUGAAAUACAGAGCUAAAGAGGGAUGUCAAAUGAUCGUGUUAUCCUGUAGUACAACAGUCCAAGAUGGUCAAGGUGUGAAAACCCUUGAAGUGCAUGUUUGGAUUAUUUUCCUGAGCCUUAGUUAAACCCCCUUUCGAUAUAUCGUGUUAGAGGCUGUAUGAAGAUGAGGAAAAACAGGCCACGUUUGGCAGGGGGCCUGAAUAAUGACAGUAGUAAUUUUCUCUGCCCAAAGGGGGUGGGGAGGAAACAACCUUUUAUUUUCCUCCUUUUGAAUUGGGGAUUCUGGGAGAAGAGAUACUACCUGCUUAAUUUUGGUAAGUAAUGAUUUUUAAUACUUGAUGGAUAUUGUCAACCGUACUGAUAGACUCAAUGAUUCCCAAACUCAAAUGAGUCUAAAAAUAUCCCGAAUGGUUAACUUUUUAUUUCCGAAGGAAAGAAUUUCAGUCCAGUACCAGGGCUUCUUUCCCCACUCCCACCCCCACCUUAAACAAGUAUGGUUUAUCUUUUCCAAAGAUGCAUCAUUUCUCACCAUAUUGCUCCAACUCUGUGACCAAAUACAACCAUGUAGUUCCUGACUUUCUUGCCUUGUUUCUUCUACUUAAGCGAAAGAUCUAUUACCUUCUGUAUAGUUGCUUACCUCUUGUUACGUGUUUAAUAGAUGCUGUUGUAGCACAGGCUUCCAAUUCUUUUCCCCCCGCUUAAACCAUUAAAUGAUUCCUGCUUGUAAUAGUUUGCGGCAUAUUUUAAAUCUUUCUGACUGAGUUCAGACCAUUGUAAAGUUACUUCAGUGUAUAAAUGAUUUUGUAUCUUGAAAGUUCAUGGUAUGGAACUGUAUUGCUAAUGGCAUGACUGUAUAUUUCAGCCUCAAUAUUUUUCCGUUUUGUCACACACUAGUGUUUUACACAUUCAACAGUACCAUAUACCGUAAUAAAAAAGGUGGGACUUUGUGUACA
Molecule: messenger RNA, 2643 nt
Organism: Ornithorhynchus anatinus (platypus)
Lineage: Eukaryota; Metazoa; Chordata; Mammalia; Monotremata; Ornithorhynchidae
Gene: WDR5
Product: WD repeat domain 5
Exons: 14
Coding region: 147-1151 (334 amino acids)
Cellular component (GO): Set1C/COMPASS complex
Molecular function (GO): histone binding
Source: RefSeq, a predicted model, not a curated record